Vicia villosa (hairy vetch) is the source of this 1257-nucleotide messenger RNA. RefSeq names its product putative F-box protein At3g16210. The transcript has a single exon. Bases 1 to 1236 code for a protein of 411 amino acids. Gene Ontology annotation, molecular function: protein binding. The record is from RefSeq and is a predicted model, not a curated record. Lineage: Eukaryota; Viridiplantae; Streptophyta; Magnoliopsida; Fabales; Fabaceae.
AUGGAGAAACCUGUAACCCGAAAGAGCAAAAAGGUUCACAAUCACAUACCUGAUGAUGCUUCACUCUCCAUUCUAUCAAAACUAUCUAUAAAAUCUCUCAAGAGAUUUGAAUGUGUAUGUAAACAAUGGUCAAUCUUAUUCGAAAACCCUUACUUCAUGAAUACCUAUCGUAAUCAUAUCAUACAUACAAAUCAUUCUCAUUAUGAUUAUCAUGAUCAUCAUGCAUCUCUCAUCUUACGCCAUAUUGUGGAAGCUAUUCCACGAUUGGAGGUUUAUUUGUAUUUGGUUUCCGGUGAGAGGUUUGAGAACAGGCUCAAGUUAGAUGCAUCACUUCCAUCUAAAGAGUUAGGCCAAGACAUUAUAAUUGUGGGUUCUGCUAGUAUCAAUGGCAUUUUUUGUGUAACCAGUAUGGAAGUGGAAGAGAAAAAAAUUGUAUUGUGGAAUCCUCUCACCCAAGAAAUGAAGGUUAUUCCUCCUAGUCCUAUAGUGUCUAUUGCACCGGCUAAAUAUUUUGCACCGCAAAUUCAUGGAUUUGGUUAUGACUGUGUUAGCGAUGACUAUAAGGUGAUUCGAUAUGUACGGUUUGAUCAAAGAAGUGUUAUGGCUACUUUUGAUAUUGGUUUGCCGGAUGAAGCUUGGUCCUGGAAUGAGAGAGGUUACGACCCUUUUUGGGAGAUUUAUAGCUUAAGAAGCAACUCGUGGAAGAAACUCGAUAUUAAAAUGAAUGUGUUGAGGGUCUGUUUUGCUGAUGCAGAAAUUGUCCGAUUUUACAUGGAUGGAAUGUGUCACUGGUGGACUAAAAGAGAAUCAGUUAAUAAAUGUAGAGAUAAAGUAUAUUUAGUGUCGUUUGAUGUCAGUAAUGAGGUGAGUUUUACAACACCCAUGCCUGAUGAUAAUUUUGCUCUUGGAUUGGUGGAGAGUCACUUGGUGAUGUUAAAUGGUUACGUUGCUUUGAUCUCAUACUAUAUAGAUACAGCUAGUUUUCACAUAUCGGUUUUGGGUGAAAUUGGUGUGAAGGAAUCGUGGAGUAAACUCUUUAUUGCUGGACCAUUGUCUAAUGUAGAGCGUCCUAUUGGAGCAGGGAAGAAAGGCAAUAUAUUUUUUAAAAGAGAUAGGGAACUGGUUUGCUUUGAUUUGGGUACCGGAAUGAUUGAUGAACUUGGUGUCGAAGGAGAUAUGUGUCAGAUGGUAAUUUAUAAGGAAAGUUUUCUUUCCAUUAGAGGAAUAUCUAAUUGAUUACCUUUCUUGUUUUGAUCC